AUGCUCAACCUGCACCAGGUGGCCCACACACAUGAUGACGUGGGCUGGCUCAAGACAGGCUCCUCGAACCCACACUUUGACGGAUCCCACACUGAACAGGCCCUGCCCCAGCCGCUUGAGGCCCUGGCCACUGCCCUCUCCUGUGCUCUGACCUCCCAGAUGGGCUUCAGUGGCUUCUUCUACAGGUGCCUGGAUUAUCGAGAUAAGAAGGUUCCGGAGAUGCCGGAGAAGGAGCAGGUGUGGUGGGCCAGCGCCAGCCUGAAGCCCCCAGCUGCUGACUUGACUUCUUCACUGGUGACAGCUGUGCUCCUGAACCCAUACAGCCCACCAGGGAAUCUGUGCUGGGACUCGCUGUGUGACGACAAGCCCAUGGUGGAUGACCCCCACAGCCCCGAGUGCAAUGCCAAGGAGCUGGUCAAUCACUUCCUGCAUUUGGCUGCUGCUCGGGGCCAGCACUACCACACCAACCAUACCGUGAUGACCAUGGGCUCGGACUUCCAACAAGAGAACGCCAACAUGUGGUUCAAGAACCUUGGCAAGCUCAUCCAACUUGUCAACACCCAGGUCAGUGUGCCCACCUGUGGUGCUGUGUGCACAUGUGUGCUUGUAUCCCUGUGCCUUGAGCCAUAAUUAUUGGUUCUGUAACAGGUAUCCACAGACUUAAUGACCUAGAACUACAGAAAUUUAUUGUCUUACAGCUCUAUAGGUGAGGAGUCCAACAUGGGUCUCACUAGCCUGAAACUGAGGUGUCAACAGGGUUGCCUUUCUUUCUGGAGGCUCCAGGAGAGAAUUUGUUUCUUUGCCUCACCAGCUGCUAAAGGCUGCCUGCAUUCCUUGAUGGGUGGCCCCUUUCUCCGUCUCCAAAGCCACCAACACAGCAUCUC
Messenger RNA from Loxodonta africana (African savanna elephant), 884 nucleotides. RefSeq names its product lysosomal alpha-mannosidase-like. Gene Ontology annotation, biological process: mannose metabolic process. The transcript has 5 exons. Bases 1 to 630 code for a protein of 209 amino acids. Gene Ontology annotation, molecular function: alpha-mannosidase activity. Gene Ontology annotation, cellular component: lysosome. Lineage: Eukaryota; Metazoa; Chordata; Mammalia; Proboscidea; Elephantidae. The record is from RefSeq and is a predicted model, not a curated record.